Xenopus laevis (African clawed frog) is the source of this 1829-nucleotide messenger RNA. It is a transcript of the gene pdhb.S, whose product is annotated as pyruvate dehydrogenase E1 beta subunit S homeolog. Gene Ontology annotation, cellular component: mitochondrion. Gene Ontology annotation, molecular function: pyruvate dehydrogenase (acetyl-transferring) activity. Lineage: Eukaryota; Metazoa; Chordata; Amphibia; Anura; Pipidae. Gene Ontology annotation, biological process: pyruvate decarboxylation to acetyl-CoA. The record is from RefSeq and is marked provisional.
CACGCCUCUCUUUUCAUUGGUCAUGCGGCGUCAGAUGAUCGAUUGGAACCGAGAGCAGUUUUUUAUUGGCUGAAGCGUUCGCGAAGGGCGACGUUUUGGACAGAGGACAGAAGUAAGAUGGCGGCGCUCAGGAGCUUGUUCUGUGGAGGGAAGAGCUCGGUGUCCUUGUUACUGCAGAGAAGCUUCCACAGGAGCAGCCCGGCCGCCUUGCAGGUGACUGUACGUGAUGCAUUAAACCAGGCUAUGGACGAAGAAAUCGAGAGGGAUGAAAGGGUGUUCCUGCUCGGGGAGGAAGUGGCGCAGUAUGACGGAGCCUAUAAGGUCAGUCGGGGUCUAUGGAAAAAGUAUGGGGACAAGAGAGUUAUGGACACUCCAAUAACUGAGAUGGGCUUUGCUGGAAUCGCUGUAGGUGCUGCCAUGGCUGGACUAAGGCCCAUCUGUGAGUUUAUGACCUUUAACUUCUCCAUGCAAGCCAUCGACCAGGUGAUCAACUCUGCUGCCAAGACCUACUACAUGUCUGCUGGGCUGGUGUCGGUCCCCAUAGUCUUCAGGGGACCCAAUGGGGCGUCAGCUGGGGUGGCCGCCCAACACUCUCAGUGCUUCGCUGCUUGGUACGGACACUGCCCGGGGCUUAAGGUGGUGAGUCCUUGGAAUGCGGAGGAUGCUAGAGGUCUCCUUAAAUCUUCCAUUCGGGAUGAUAAUCCAGUGGUGUUCCUGGAAAAUGAGUUGAUGUACGGGGUCCCUUUUGAGUUAUCCGAGCAGGCUCAGUCUAAAGACUUUGUCAUUCCAAUUGGAAAAGCAAAGAUCGAGCGGCCAGGAUCCCAGAUAACACUGGCUUCUCACUCCCGGUCUGUUGGCCAUUGUUUGGAGGCUGCCAGCGUGUUGGCAAAGGAAGGAAUUGAUUGUGAGGUAAUCAACUUGCGUACGAUUCGGCCGAUGGACAUUGAAAGCAUUGAGGCGAGCGUUGUGAAAACAAGUCAUCUGGUGACUGUAGAAGGAGGGUGGCCACAGUUUGGUGUAGGUGCUGAAAUCUGUGCCAGGAUCAUGGAAGGACCAGCAUUCAACUACCUCGAUGCCCCAGUAGUCCGUGUGACCGGCGCUGAUGUUCCGAUGCCUUAUGCCAAGAUCCUGGAAGAGAACUGCACCCCUCAAGUAAAGGAUAUUAUAUUUGCAGUAAAGAAGACUCUAAAUCUCCUGUAGAUCGAUCAGUCAGGUGACAGGUUUAGAAGAGGGUCAUUUACAUUUACAUAUUACAGUUCGUUAUCUUAUGAACAAAGUGGAUUCUGGUUCCUGAAGACUGAACUUUCCUAUGAGUGCAACAUUUGUACUUAUAUUCCUUCUGAUCCUUUCCCUGGUCAGGAUCCCUGCAGCGUCUCUGUUACACUCCUCCUCCCUAUCCUCUGUAUCCUUGAUGGAGAAACCAGUUACAAGGAGGGACGUUUCAUCUCUGAAUUCUCAUUCAUUCCUGAACCCAAAAUUUUUUCAUUCAGCAGCUCUUUACUUUUCAACUUCAGUAGUGAUCUGGCUGCUAUGGUACAAAAUGCCCUAGCAACCAGUCAGUGGUUUGAUAGAGAGGCCAUAAAAUAACAGCUUUACAGUGUAAUAGUCUUUUGGCUGCUGGGCCAGUGACCCCCCCCCCAUUUGAAAGCUGUUAUGGGAGGCAAUGUAUAAACUAUUAAAGGACCAGAUUCUAAAACAUUCUAUAAACAUCUAAACAUUCUAUAAUACUAAAACUUAAUUUAAAGGUGAACUAACCCUUUUUUUCCAUUGCUGUGUUUUACCGUGUCCAUCAUUUCUUCGUCACUGGAGGGAAUAAAUCGUUUUAUCCA